CGGGAAGUGAGAAGGCGAAGCGAUCGGCGGGGGAAAGAAGCGGGCGGCCAACUGCGGAGUUUGGCCCUCCAUCUCAUGGAUUUCGGCAGUUUCUGAAAUGAAGAAAUUGGUCACCUUCUGAAGGACAUUAGUUUAAUUUGGUUCUGCCAUUGCUUUGCUUACAUUCUCAGUGAAAGAAAAGAUUUGUAGCUGUAAUAAUGUCUGCUCAUCCAAAAAGCUACAAUCCUUUUGAUGAUGAUGAAGAUGAGGACUUGAAGCCAGUGAAGUGGAAUGAGAGAAAUGAUGAUUAUGACGACCCUGCUGAAAGACAGCGCAAGGAAGCUGUGGAUAAGCAGCGAUAUCUGCAGCAAGAAGUUCUGAGGAGAUCCCAGGCCACUGUGGAUAGCACUCAUCGGUCACUCUCCCUUAUUUACGAAUCUGAACAUGUUGGAGUAGACACGGCAGAGGAGCUUACACGGCAGGGUGAGGCUCUGAAACGUAGCGAGCAAAUGGUGGACAAGAUGGAGCAAGAUUUAAAAACCAGCCAGAGACACAUCAACAGCAUUAAGAGUGUGUUUGGUGGCUUUGUAAAUUACUUUAAAGCCAAGCCACCAGAGAGCAAGCCUGAGCAGAAUGGAUCAUCUGAUUAUCAAGCAAGCAACAGAUUAAAAGAAGCUUUGGCAACCAGUAAGGAACAAGAGUCAAAGUACCAGGAGAGUCAUCCAAACUUAAGGAAGCUGAAUAAUCCAGACUGCAGUUCCACAGGAGCCAGUUUAAAUUCUUCUGUCCCAACAGAUAAUUAUCCCAAGAAUCAAUGUCUCCGAUCUUACCACCAGAAAAUUGACAACAAUUUAGAUGAAAUGUCCUCUGGGCUGGGCCGCCUGAAAGGUCUAGCACUUGGCUUGCAGACGGAAAUUGAGGAGCAAGAUGAUAUCCUGGGCCGCCUCACCACAAAAGUUGAUAAUCUAGACAUCAAUAUUAAAAGCACAGACAAAAAAGUCAGGCAGCUUUAAAGAGCUCCAGUCUCUGACUUCUGUACGAGACUCGCUGGAUCUUUAUAUAGACAGACAUUGUCCUGCUGUUUGAGAAAAUGUCCAUUUUUAAUGCUGGUGUAUGACUGGUAUGCCUUGUGAUUAAAACUACAUCACCUAAAGUGCAAUAUGAGAGAUUUAAACCACCUUCUUUGAUGUACAUAUGCCUAAGGGUAUCCUUAAGUGGUAUAUCUUUGAGCCUCUGCCAUGGAGUGAAAAAGCUGUAAAUAAAUCCAUGCAUCUGAUGUGCAUCAUCCCCUUCCCCCUUUCUGAUCAUUAAUUUUGUUUUGCCAGCAUUCAGUAGAGUAAGAGUCCUUGUGCGGCCUCUCUCAAGCAAGUGUUGCUCAAUUUUCAUUGUUCUUGUAAAAUGUAGAUUUAUUACUCAUCAGUAUUUCAAAAUCGGGGCACAUUCAAGAAGUCCUGAAAUACCUUUCCUUGUAUAAUUUGACUGUGCCCCCAAAAGCAAAGCAAUAAUAAUAAGUAGUGGUUCCAGGGACAUACUUGAUUGGUUACCUGUAUGAUCAAGCCUGGGGUUAGAAAAUGAGAUUUAGAACAAAAGGCAUGGUGAGUUGUUUUUUUUAAAAAGCUUGUACUAUUUUUAAAUAGAUUCCCCAGGGGCGGUAACAAAGUUGGUCCACCCGUCCAGUCAAUAUGUAGGCCUUUGUUUAUCCAACAAGACUGUACACACCGUGGCAAACCCCUUUUGCCACUGAGUUUGUUUCAAAAGCAGUUGUGAAUAUGGAAUUUAAGUCUGCCCUGGGCAUGGACCCUUGCUGAUAACUUUAGUCACCUGCUUGACGACUCCCUAUCCCAGUAGUUCUAGGAAGUAUUUCUGAUUGUGGUCACAUUGUUGAACUAUGCAUCAUACUUCCCAGCAACUGCUUUGUAAGCAGAUUCUGCAAUAAACCAGGUCUUUCUCCCUCCCUCCCUUCCACUUCUACAUAAUGGCCUCAGUGUUGAUGUGAUGGGAAAGCACAGCAUUAAAACCAUCCAUGCUUCAUGGGAACACAAUGCAUAGUAGCAAAUACCAUCUCUCAGGUCCCUGCAGUGAAUCAUAGUAUAGUAACCUCUGGUAAUUGCAAUAAUUAACAUAAUUGCUGCUGCCACAAAUGUCAUUAGUUAUCUGCUACCAGCUGGGGAUUUUGAAGUCUCAGUUAGACGAGUACAUUGCUAAGAACCUUUACACUGACUUCUUUUUAACCCCCUAUUAGUUCCUCAGAAACUUGGCAGAAGUCUCAGUGCCACAGUAUCAAAACAUCAGUUCCCUCCGCUCUGUUACCAUAGUUACUUUCUUUGUCCACCUCUCUCAUUGUGGUCAAGGUUAAAUCUCAAUGACUUGCUUCGUGUAGGUUCUGCUGCAAUCUUAGGACAUGUUGCGUGUUGUCUAUCAAAGUCUUGUACUUGGGAAGGGUAACGGGAGGGGGUGAGUAUCUGUCUUUUGACAUAUGCUGGUUUAGUUGAUUUUAAUUUCUUGCCAUAGGAAUUCCAAAACAUCGCUGGUGACUUUGUAGAAGAUUUGUGUACACAUGUCCUUUCCAGAAGCCCAGGAGAGCUACGGCGCAUCCAGUGAAUGUUAACCACAAUUAGAUUAGUGGGACCUGUUUUAUGUGUCGAUUUCUGUUGUAAAUGGUUAGCAGCAGAAAGCAGUGAUUAAGUGCUAGAGGCACUUUUUUUAGGAGAAAGAAAAAGAGAGAACUAGCUGGAGUUUGACUUUCAAGCCACUAAGAUGCCCCUUUAGUUAUUUCAUACUGUAGACUGAUCAGGCAAAGUUUCCCUUUAGAGUUAGAUUGUGUGUGCGUGUGAAAUUGGUGGGGUAGGAAUUCUGUUGGACUGGGCAGUGGCAAUUGCUGUAGCUUUGGGUUUUUCAAAGGCAUUGGGAGGGAGAGAAGAGCAAAGGAGGAAAAGAAAGCCUGCCUUCCCCCCCCCCCCCCCACAUGUGCCAAUUAAAUUUGGUUUCUUUUGCCAACAGACAGGCUGAGAAAGCUACACUUUGAAUGUUCUUUGCAUCAUAAUGGCAUCUAUAGAGUGUAGAGUCUCUCUUUCUCCCCUUUUGAAACUUUCUGUACUUAACAGAUCCUUCUUAGCUUUGUCCCAUUUUCCAUAUUUUGACAUUGGAAAGAAAAUCAACACCCGUCUUCCCGUUCUACACCCCGCCCCC
Messenger RNA from Gekko japonicus, 3168 nucleotides. It is a transcript of the gene SNAP29, whose product is annotated as synaptosome associated protein 29kDa. The coding region runs from base 198 to 992 and encodes 264 amino acids. The transcript has 6 exons. Gene Ontology annotation, biological process: synaptic vesicle priming; synaptic vesicle fusion to presynaptic active zone membrane; exocytosis. Lineage: Eukaryota; Metazoa; Chordata; Lepidosauria; Squamata; Gekkonidae. The record is from RefSeq and is a predicted model, not a curated record. Gene Ontology annotation, cellular component: SNARE complex; plasma membrane. Gene Ontology annotation, molecular function: SNAP receptor activity; syntaxin binding.